Molecule: messenger RNA, 2619 nt
Organism: Prunus armeniaca (apricot)
Lineage: Eukaryota; Viridiplantae; Streptophyta; Magnoliopsida; Rosales; Rosaceae
Source: the annotation of a GenBank genome assembly
AUGGCGAUGGAAGUUACCCAAAUUCUUUUAAAUGCACAAGCAGUGGAUGGGAAUGUACGCAAGCAUGCAGAAGAAAACCUUAGACAAUUUCAAGAACAAAAUCUUCCAAGUUUCUUGCUCUCUCUUGCUGGAGAAUUGGCAAAUGAUGAUAAGCCUGUUGAGAGUCGUAAAUUAGCAGGUUUGAUCCUUAAGAAUGCUUUGGAUGCCAAAGAACAACAUAGGAAGUUCGAGCUUGGACAAAGAUGGUUGUCCUUAGACCCAUCUGUGAAGGCCCAGAUCAAAGCUUGUUUGUUAAAGACCCUUUCUUCUCCUGCCCAUGAUGCUCGAUCAACUGCAUCUCAAGUCGUUGCAAAGCUAGCAGGGAUUGAGUUGCCUCUUAAACAGUGGCCUGAACUGAUCGAAGCUCUAUUGUCAAAUAAUAAUCAACUUCCAGCUCAUACUAGACAAGCAACUCUUGAAACUCUUGGAUACAUAUGCGAGGAAGUCUCCCCGGAUGUGGUAGAGCAGGACCAAGUGAAUAAAAUGCUUACUGCUGUAGUUCAGGGCAUGAACUCUUCUGAGACUAAUAAUGAUGUCAGGCUUGCAGCCACAAGAGCUUUGCAUAAUGCCUUGGGUUUUGCUCAGGCAAAUUUCUCAAAUGAUAUGGAGCGUGAUUAUAUAGUGAGAGUUGUAUGUGAGGCUACUCUUUCCCCCGAAGUAAAGAUUCGACAGGCAGCCUUUGAGUGCCUUGUUUCUAUAUCUUCGACCUAUUAUGAAAAGUUGGCUCCGUACAUCCAAGAUAUUUUUAGCAUUACUGCUAAGGCUGUGAAGGAAGAUGAGGAACCUGUUGCACUACAGGCCAUCGAGUUCUGGAGUUCAAUUUGUGAUGAAGAGAUUGACAUUUUAGAAGAAUAUGGCGGUGAUUUUACUGGGGAUUCUGUUAUUCCGUGCUACUAUUUUAUUAAGCAAGCACUUCCUGCUCUGAUCCCUUUAUUAUUGGAGACUCUUCUUAAGCAAGAAGAGGAUCAGGAUCAGGAUGAAGUGGCCUGGAAUGUUGCAAUGGCAGGUGGAACUUGCUUGGGCUUGGUAGCACGGACAGUUGGCGAUGAUGUUGUUCCACUUGUAAUGCCAUUUAUUGAGGAGAACAUUACAAAACCAGAUUGGAGGCAGAGAGAGGCAGCCACCUAUGCGUUUGGUUCUAUUUUGGAAGGCCCAUCCCCUGACAAGCUCAUGCCUCUAGUUAAUGUUGCUCUGAAUUUUAUGCUGAAUGCUUUGAUGAAAGAUCCAAAUAACCAUGUGAAAGACACUACCGGAUGGACUCUUGGAAGAAUAUUUGAAUUUCUCCAUGGUUCAACUUUGGAGACACCCAUAAUUACCCAAGCAAAUUGUCAACAGAUCAUCACAGUUCUUCUUCAGAGCAUGAAAGAUGUCCCAAAUGUUGCUGAGAAGGCAUGUGGUGCUCUCUAUUUUCUGGCCCAGGGUUUUGAAGAUGCUGGACCUUCUUCCUCCCCACUGGCUCCUUUUUUCCAGGAUAUCAUCCAGGCCCUUCUCGAUGCCACUCACCGAGAAGAUGCUGGAGAAUCCCGCCUGCGAACUGCAGCCUACGAAGCUCUGAAUGAAGUUGUAAGGUGUUCCACUGAUGACACUGCUCCAAUGGUGAUGCAGUUAGUUCCUCUCAUUAUGAUGGAACUCCACCAGACUCUUGAGGCACAAAAGCUUUCAUCUGAUGAGAGGGAGAAGCAGAAUGAAUUACAAGGCCUUCUUUGUGGUUGCUUGCAGGUCAUUAUACAGAAGCUUGGGUCAUCUGAACCAACAAAAUAUGUCUUCUUGCAAUAUGCUGACCAGAUGAUGGGCCUGUUCUUGGGAGUAUUUGCUUGUAAAAGUGCCACAGCUCAUGAGGAGGCUAUGCUUGCAAUUGGAGCUCUUGUCUAUUCGACAGGCGCUGAUUUUGCUAAGUACAUGACUGAGUUUUAUAAAUACUUGGAAAUGGGUCUCCAGAAUUUUGAGGAUUACCAGGUUUGUGCCAUCACAGUUGGUGUGGUGGGGGAUAUAUGCCGGGCUUUAGAGGAUAAAAUAUUGCCUUUUUGUGAUGGGAUAAUGACUCAGCUCCUCAAGGAUUUGUCGAGCAACCAGUUGCACCGCUCUGUGAAGCCUCCCAUAUUUUCAUGCUUUGGUGAUCUAGCUUUGGCAAUUGGGGAGAAUUUUGAGAAGUAUUUGAUGUAUGCCAUGCCCAUGCUUCAGAGUGCGGCAGAGCUAUCUGCCCAUACAUCCGGAGUUGAUGAUGAUAUGAUAGAGUACACAAAUACAUUGAGAAAUGGAAUUAUGGAGGCGUACUCUGGCAUCUUGCAAGGAUUUAAGGGCUCUGCAAAGACCCAUUUAUUGAUGCCUUAUGCACCUCAUGUUCUUCAGUUCUUGGAUAGUUUAUACAUAGAGAAGGACAUGGAUGAUUUCGUGAUAAAAACUGCCAUUGGGCUCCUUGGAGAUCUAGCUGAUACACUGGGUAGUGCUGUUGGUUCAUUAAUUCAGCAAUCUGUGUCAGCCAGAGACUUUCUAAAUGAAUGUCUCACGUCAGAUGAUCCUUCGAUUAAGGAAGCUGCCGAAUGGGUCAAGAUAGCUAUCAGCCGGGCAACUAAUUUUUGA